Molecule: messenger RNA, 3746 nt
Organism: Mesocricetus auratus (golden hamster)
Lineage: Eukaryota; Metazoa; Chordata; Mammalia; Rodentia; Cricetidae
Gene: Havcr2
Product: hepatitis A virus cellular receptor 2
Exons: 7
Coding region: 164-1009 (281 amino acids)
Source: RefSeq, a predicted model, not a curated record
AGUUUCACACAGCUGGUGGUCAGACACCCUGGGAAGUAGGCUGUGGGUGUGGUCGGCGCUCAUGAUUCUGGAGUAGAGAGAAGUUAGAGGAAGUACCAUUUUAACUGGACUGCUAAAGCCGUGCCUGCAUAGAGCUGGCCUUUGAUUUCCCUGCCAAGAACUAAUGUUUUCACAUCUUACUUUCAACUGUGUCCUGCUGCUGCUGCUGCUGCUACUUGCAAGGUCUUUGGAAGACACAUUUAUUGUCGAGGUCGGCAAGAAUGCAUAUCUGCCCUGCAACUACCCUAUUCCUAGCUCUGGGAUACCAGUGCCUGUGUGCUGGGGCAGGGGACCCUGUCCUUGGUCACGGUGUGGCAGUGGAGUUCUCAGCACUGAUGAAAGAAACGUGACAUAUCAGAAAUCCAGAAGAUACCAGCUAAGGGGGAGUUUCCUCAAAGGAGAUGUGUCCCUGACCAUAGAGAAUGUGACUGUAGAUGACCGUGGGACCUACUGUUGCAGGGUAGAAUUCCCUGGUCUAGGGAAUGAUAAAAAAUUAGACCUGAAAUUAGACAUUAUACAAGCCAAGUUCAGUCCGCCUGCAUCUGCUCAUGGAGACCCUGCUACAACUUCUCCAAGAACCCUGACCACUGAGGGAGACGGCACAGAGACACAGACUCUGGGGACCCUCUAUGAUAAAAAUCGAACACAGAUUUCCACAUGGGUAGAUGAUAUGAAGGACUCUGGAGAAACCAUCAGAACAGCUGUCUACAUCGGAGUAGGGGUCUCUGCUGGGCUGGCCUUGGCACUUAUCUUUGGUGUUCUAAUCCUUAAAUGGUAUUCUUAUAAGAAAAAGAAGUUACAGAAUUCAAGCCUCAUCACACUGGCCAACCUCCCUCCAGCGGGGCUAGUGAAUGCAGGAGCAGGCAGGAAUCGAUCCGAGGAAAACAUCUAUACCAUCGAGGAGAACAUCUAUGAAAUACAGAAUUCAAAUGAGUACUACUGUUACGUCAGCAGUGGGCAGCCAUCCUGACCAUCUCUGGGCCAUCACUUUUUAAGGCUGCUCUUCAUUUCUGACUUUGGCAUUUUCCUUUCCUAUGAAAUAUGUCACCUGAAAAGUUUUGGGGUUUCUAUCCACAGCCACCGAGAAAAGUGUUCCUGUUUCCUAGGGAUAAUUAGUUCACAAGGGGAUUCACCUGUAACCUAUGCUAUAUUAAAAUACACCAACCCAGAGACUGCUAAUAAUGGAUAUUGAAGCUCACAUGUGCUUUCAUACAUUAGGAGUGCUUAGUCUGAUGUCUCCAGAGCACUGGGACAUUCAUGAUUGUGAUAUGUCCACAAAGCUCCUGAACAACAAAUAGGGGGAAUAUUAGUCUAAGAUAGAAAGGUGCGAGUCUCUGUGGAUGCAGGCAAUCUAAAGUGGCUACUGGUUUUUCUAGAGAUUUCUGACGUUGAAAGACUAAGAAAGAGCCAGGUGACAGAUGCUUAUAAUUACUUAACUUGGGAGACUGAUGCAGGAAGAUCCUGAGUUCAAGACCAGUAUGGGCUAUGAUGGUGAGCCUUUUGUGUUAAAAACAAAAGACAAACAAACAAGCAACCCUACCAUGGGGCUGGAGAGAUGACUCAGGCAGUGAAGUGCUUGUUGUGCAAGCAUGAGGAAUCUGAGUUUGAUCCCCAGAACCCACGUGGAGAAGCCAGGCAUGCUAGUGCAUUCCUCCAAACUUAGAGAUGGGGAGGUGAUGGACAAAGCAGAUCCCUGGGGCUUGGUUGCCAGGCAGCUUAGCCUAGUUGCUAAGUUCCUACUCACCAAGAGCCCCUGACUCAAAAUAAGGUGGGCUGUAUUCCUGGGUUCCUGAGGAAAGAUAAAGGAGGUUGUCUUCUGGUCUUCACACACAUAUGUGAAUGUACCUGCACACACACACACACACACACACACACACAACACACACACACACACACACGAAAGAAAUGAAGGAAGGAUCAGAGCAGGACUAGACAACAGUGAAGGAAUUAUGCCUAAGACUAGGAACCCCCUGAACAUGUCCACCACACACAGGGGUUUAUUAAAAAAUGAACUUGAGUUCAGGGGGUCACCCAGCAGCACUCCCGUGCAGUGAGUGGGUGAGAGGGGUGCCCAGAACCAGCAGGAGGAGUGAGCUUAUAAAGGGAAAAGCCAUAAGCUAGGGGAGUGCAAGCCUUGGGUGUGUGCUUCCUGGGUCGAUUGGCCCUGGGGUUAAGUAAGCUUUUGGAAAUUUCCAUUAGAACAUCUAAUGACCUAUUGGGGUAUCUGGUGACUGUGAUAAGACGUCUGUUUCCUCAGUGUCAGGCUGAUUCAGCAGGAUGUGGGGGUCCUGGAACGACUUUUAGCUGUUUGUUUGUUUGUUUUUUCCCUGUGAACUGGGUUCAGGGUCUGGUCAGCAGCUUCUCAAGAUGGUGUCAAGCCUAAAACGGAGUUAGUCUUGCCUGCUGGUGCCUGGCCUCUGGAAGGUUCUAUCUGGGCCUGCUGCCUCUCUAUAAUGUGUAUUUCUACGAUUCCCCUCUGUCUUCUGUGUGGGAGCAUACAGUACAGAUAGUACAGACCUGUAAUUAAUUCCAUCACUCAGAAGGCUGAAGCAGGGGCAUGAAGAGUUUGUGAACAUUCUGUGCUACAUAACCUUCUUCACAAAAAGAAAACGUUCAUCACCAGCCUGUGCCUAUAAAAGGAAACUCUCUUUGCCAAAGACAAACCUUGACUGUUGUGUCCUCAAAGGGAAGUGCCUCUGGCAACUUCUCCAUUCACAGAGGAAACUGGAGUUGUGUUUUUCACAGAAGAAGAACCGGUGACUGGGACAUUCAUUUUGCUUCCUGACAGAAAGAAGGCAGAUGCCUGGCGUCAGUGUGUCUAGUCAGUCAGCCUCAGUGGUCAUCAACCCUAAUAUCCAAGCUGGUGGAGAUCAAUUUUUGUCAGGCUUAUAAUGGUGUGCUCCAUGCCUUGAUGGGUGUGUAAUGUAACAGAACCUAAUUCAACAGCCCUGAGUGGAAAAAAUCAAAUGAGCAGAAAGAUAGCUUUGUUGAAAGACUUUUUGCACUGGAGAGCACUAUGUAGAUCAGACGACAUUUGUACAUCAGAGGACACAGGCAUCAGGCAUCUGCUGUUUGUACGAGUUUUUCUUGUAUGGAUUUUGUUGUUUGGGCUACAUCUAUCUAGUUUGGGGAGGUACUGGCUUUCUUAGGUGGGUAUGGAAGGGAGAUCAACUGACAAAAACCAAUUAGAGGUAAUGGCUUUCAUGCAGGUGAGGAAAGUAAUCACAAAUGUUUUAAAGUUAUGAAACUGUACUGGGGAAGGACUUUAAACUGAAUCAAUGGUUUCCUCCAUCAGUCUUCUUGUUGGACAAAGAUUUUAAGCAUGGAUACAAAGAUGAUCACUGUAUUAGUAUUUUCGGGGGACUUUUUACAUCAGUGGGGGGUGGUUGAUUGCAUGGUAUAAUAGUUUAUUGGUUGCUAACUUGAUAGGGUCUAAAAUCACCUUGGAGAUGAAUCUCUGGCCGUCUGUGAGGCACUUUCUAGAUUAUGGUAGUUGAGGUGGGAAGACCCACUCUGAAUGUGGGUGGGGUCAUUCCAUGGGCUGGUGUCUUGAUAAAGCAAGUAUAGCACCAGCAUCCAUCUCUUUCUGCUUCUUAACUACCAUUGCUAUGUGACCAGCAAGUUCUUGUUCUUAUUACGGUGUCUCCCCACCAUGAUGGGCCAUGUCCUCUUGACUUACAAAUCAAAAUAAAUCUUUUCCUUUUAAA